UGGCUCAAGCUCCUGCUCCUCUGGCUGGGCCUCCUGCUGCUGGCUGUGGGUGUGCUGGGAACACUGGUGUUCCGGAAGGUGGAUUCCAUCUCCGAGGAGAUCAGCUCAUCCCAGACCUUGUACGAGCAGAAACUCCUCUCCCUGCAGGAGGAUCUCCAGGGAUUGGGUGCGAGGAGCUCCGGGAACGGCUCCUCGGCGCUCCGGGACACGGCGGCGCUGGGCCGGGAGCUCUCGGAGCUGCAGCGGGAGCUGGAGCAGAUCCAGGAGACGCUCCAGGCUCAGGAAAUCCUCCUGGAGCGAACUUCCCGCAGCCACGCCCGCCUCUCCUCCGCCGGCUCCUCCAUGUGGGGCGGCCUGCGGAGCUGCUCCGCAUCCCUGGGCAAUGUCAGCCGGAGCGUGGAGCAGCUGCGGGAGCGGGCGGGGCGGUGCCAGGGGGUCACGGCUCUCCUGCGCGAUUCCCUGCGGGCUCUGGCCCGGCAGCGCUCGCAGGCCGGGGAGGCGGCGGAGCGCCUGAAUUCCAGCGUGGAGCAGAAUUCCCGGCGGCUCCGAGCGCUGCAGGGACAGGCGGGCGAGGCGGCGCUGGCGCUGCGCGGGGCGGUGACCGAGUGGCACAAAGCCACGCGGGAUGCGGGGACGCUCCGCUCUGCUUCGUCCCGCGGCUCCGAGCUGCUCCGCAGCCUGCAGGCCGGGCUGGCAUCGGCGCUGCGGGAAGCAUCCCGGAAUUCCGACGGGAUGCAGGAGCUGGCGCUGCAGCUGCUGGCGCUGCAGCUGCAGCUGGACAACAUCUGCUCGCAGCUGGACGAGCAGCAGGAGAGCGCGCAGGACCUGCGGCACCGCCGCGGCCACGGGCGGAACCGGACCCAGGAGAGGCUCCAGGAGCUGCAAUCCCGGCUGGAAUCGCUGCACUUGGAAUCCCGAGCCAUCCUGGCCAACGUGGGCGCCACGGGCGGGCACGUGCGGGGCAUGCUGCGCUUCCUGGGCGCCGUGCGCUCCUCCUGCGCCCGGGAAUUGCGCGGGCAGGCCGAGGAGAUGCGCGGGAUCGGGAGAUCCCUCGGGAUGCUCCAGGAGGCCACGGAGGAGCUGCGGGAGCGCUCCGGGAUGCUCGGGGCGCGGCUGGAGUUGGGCGUGAGGAACCUGUCGGUGACGGUGCAGGAGAUGAGGGCGGUGGAUGCUCGGCACGGGGAGGUGCUGCGGGACGGCUCCGGGCUCCGAGGCGUUCCGGGGCUGCCGGGACCCCGCGGCCUCGAGGGCGAUGUCGGAUCCAGGGGCGCGCCGGGAGAUCCAGGCCAGAAGGGCGACCUCGGGGAUUUGGGAUCUCCGGGAUCGCCGGGAUCUCCCGGAUCUCCGGGAUCGCCGGGGCCGAGCGGGGAGCGGGGCCCGCCCGGAUCCCGCGGCUUUCCCGGCCCCAAGGGCUCCAAGGGCAGCUUGGGAAUCCCGGGACCCCGCGGUCCCAAGGGCGACCCCGGAAUUCCCGGAAUUCCCGGAGCCGCGGGGCAGCCGGGCCCGGCCGGAGCGCGCGGGGAUCCGGGAAUGGGGACAGAGACAGGGAUUGGGGACAGUGACGGGGACAGCGACAGCGACUGGGGACAGUGA
Sturnus vulgaris (Common starling) is the source of this 1593-nucleotide messenger RNA. The record is from RefSeq and is a predicted model, not a curated record. Lineage: Eukaryota; Metazoa; Chordata; Aves; Passeriformes; Sturnidae.